AUGAGAGUUCAUCUCAAAGGGGAUGCCAUCUGUACCCUCUUCCUGCUGGUAGCACUUUGCUUUUUGCUCUACUCCCAGCUGGAAUAUUUAGUCCCAGCAGGAAACAAAGAACAGAGACAGAAGAAGCCUUCAGCAACACCAAAAAUAUUUUCUGACCACCAAGCUCCUCCUUGGAGACUGAUGCCAGCAGAGGUACCCAGACCCCAAGGAACAUCCAGUGUCAGGCAGACAGAAGUGGCCACCAGUAGGGUCCAAACCCCAACUCCACCCCCGUUCACCACUUUUGCCUUCAACUUCAAGCAAUAUCUCCUCAACAAGGAUAACAGGAACUUCAGUCUCCUCAUUAACCAGCCCAAGAAAUGCAGGAGAACCCCUGGAGGUCCUUUUCUGCUCAUUGCUAUAAAAUCAGUGGUUGAAGACUUUGACAGACGUGAGAUUGUCCGGAAAACUUGGGGCAGAGAGGGGCUGGUGAAUGGAAAGCAGAUCCAGCGAGUGUUCCUCCUGGGAACACUAAAGAAUAGGACAGAGCUGGGGUCAUGGGAGACCCUGAUCCAGCAGGAAAGUCAGAUGUACCGGGACGUUUUACUCUGGGACUUCAUGGACACUUUCUUCAAUCUGACCUUGAAGGAGAUCCACUUCCUCAACUGGGCAGCUGAAUUCUGCCACAACGUCGAGUUUAUUUUUAAAGGUGAUGCUGAUGUUUUUGUCAACAUUGAGAACAUUGUUGAGUUCCUUGAGAGACACGACCCCACUGAGGACCUGUUUGUUGGGGACAUCAUCUACAACGCCCACCCCAUCCGUGUCCCAAAGAGCAAAUACUACAUCCCAGAGACCAUGUAUGGGCUUAGCAUCUACCCAGCCUAUGCAGGAGGAGGGGGAUUUUUGCUGUCAAGCUCCACCAUGAGGAAGCUCUCCAGGGCUUGCAGAGAGGUAGAACUCUUCCCCAUUGAUGAUGUCUUUUUGGGCAUGUGCUUGCAGAGAAUCAACCUCAAACCCGUUUCGCAUGAAGGGUUCAAGACUUUUGGCAUUGUUAGAUCUGCUGCUGCCCCACACCUACAGACAUUUGACCCUUGUUUUUACAAAGAUCUCAUGGUAGUUCACAGUCUAAAGGUUGCUGAGAUCUGGAUAAUGUGGAACCUGCUCCACAGCCCACACCUUUCCUGUACUCAGAAGAAGCAGGUGAAGAAGCCUUUCCAAUGGAAGAAAAAAGCUCAAAUAACAACUCAAGCAUCACCCCUCAGAUAAUGCAGGCAGACUGGAGCAGGAACAUGUUACAAACCAGGUGAGAAAGGAAAUCUGGAACUGGUGCAGCAGCCAAAUGAACCAACUUCAGAAGCAGACUAAUUUAGCUAAUCUUAUUUACUGUCUUGUUAAGAGAAGGUGAGAAACUAUUGCAGGAAUUUGCCAGAAUUCUACAUUUGCACACACAUAACCUGUAGGUCCUUCUUCCAUUAAUGAAUCCAAAUAUUCACAACAGUAUCUUUAAUUUAUUCUUAUUUAUUAGAUUUAUAGUAGUGCUUAGUGGGCCAAGUGUGUAAAGGCACGUUGCAAAAUGCAGUCCUGGGAGAUUUUCAGCAUUGUUAGAAAUGUGAGAAAUGAAAGAAAACAGAGAAUAAGAGAAGAAACAGAGGGAUCAUUGUCACAUUCUUACCUUGGCUUUGACUCACCAAGAAAAUUACCAAACUACAACAAGUAAAGGAA
Molecule: messenger RNA, 1701 nt
Organism: Calypte anna (Anna's hummingbird)
Lineage: Eukaryota; Metazoa; Chordata; Aves; Apodiformes; Trochilidae
Gene: B3GNT9
Product: UDP-GlcNAc:betaGal beta-1,3-N-acetylglucosaminyltransferase 9
Exons: 1
Coding region: 1-1245 (414 amino acids)
Cellular component (GO): membrane
Molecular function (GO): hexosyltransferase activity
Source: RefSeq, a predicted model, not a curated record